AUGACGCGCACCAUCAUCCUUGCAGGCGCACCAGAGUCCAAUAAAUUAGAUUGGAAUGAGAAGUCACUCUUGCCUGCUGAGCACGUCGAAAAUGCCAAACCACGCGGUAGCAUGGACUCUACAACAGGAUCCGACUCAGAUGAGUCUCUGACCAUGAACAAACCUUCCAUACCGAAAUGGCGACGACUUGAGAUGGAGAGGUUAAAAAUGCGACCUAUUCUGCCGAAACUAAAUAUCGACCCUCCACCUACAGAUAUCGAGAUGAGUAUACCGGCAGAAUUCCUGGAGACGAGUGAAUUGGUUGCGCAGGAAUUGUUGAGUGAGCCCGCUGGAAGUGAUGUGAGUACAGAAGACUCGAGGCCAUCAGUGGAUUCCAGCACUCGAGAAUAUGAGCCAGAAACUCAAGCCUUGGCCGACUUUUAUGAUCAUUCCUUUUCGAUACAUGAAGCAAUACCUUCGUCGCAAAUCGAGUCGCAACAAUCGAUUACGCCUGGCACUCCAGUGUACGAAAGCAGCGAUGAUAUGUUUCCAGAGCAGCCAAGUACACCCGGCGGUAUAAUACGCACGUCGUCGCAUAGAAGACUGUCGCAAGCACCACGACCCAGGAACCUUACUAAUCUCGUUAACAUACCCAGCGCAACGUACCUGGAUUCAAUAAACCCUCAAACCAAGACGGUGAACCUCAUUGUUGGUAUCGUCUCUAUAGCACCCUCGAGAAUCGUCACAACUGGUGCAAAGUUUGGAAAGCCAAGACAGGUGGAGCUGAUUGAGUUGUUAGUGGGAGAUGAGACUAAGACUGGGUUCAGCAUCACGAUGUGGCUACCAAGAGAGAUGCACGUAAACUGGAAAGAUGGUGCUCAGGAAAAGCCUGAAGGCUCACGAUCAGUGCUCCGUCGAUCACUGAAGGCAGUACAAAUGCGGGACGUGGUACUGAUACAAAACGUGGCGCUAAGCACUUUUCGAGGCAAGGUCCACGGACAAAGUUUACGAGGCGACGUCACAAGGAUUGACACUCUCUUUCGAAAGAAAGUCGGCGACGAGGAACAAGUUGGCUGCUACACGGCACAGAACUUACGAAUGGCGACUGGCAAGGACGCACAGAUUCUCAAAGUCAAGCGAGUGAAGGACUGGAUGCUUGACUUUGUGGGCGAAGCACCUGAUGCCACGACUACCAAGAAGAAAGGACGCAGAGUGAGGAUGAUGCCUGACGAUACCCAAUGA
Lithohypha guttulata is the source of this 1221-nucleotide messenger RNA. RefSeq lists its product as uncharacterized. The record is from RefSeq and is a predicted model, not a curated record. Lineage: Eukaryota; Fungi; Ascomycota; Eurotiomycetes; Chaetothyriales; Trichomeriaceae. The coding region runs from base 1 to 1221 and encodes 406 amino acids. The transcript has a single exon.